AUGAGCCGCGAAGGCAAUGCAAUCGGGAUCGACUUGGGCACGACCUACUCGUGUGUGGGCGUGUGGCAGAAUGACCGCGUGGAGAUCAUUGCCAACGACCAGGGCAACCGCACGACGCCCUCCUAUGUCGCGUUCACUGACACUGAGCGCCUCAUCGGCGACGCCGCCAAGAACCAGGUGGCGAUGAACCCCAAGAACACAGUGUUUGACGCCAAGCGCCUGAUCGGGCGCAAGUUCAGCGAGGCCGCGGUGCAGGACGACAUCAAGCACUUCUCGUUCACUGUCAAGCCCGGGGCCGGCGACAAGCCCAUGAUCGAGGUUCUGUACAAAAACGAGACCAAGACGUUCAGCCCUGAGGAGAUCAGCGCCAUGGUGCUCACCAAGAUGAGGGAGACGGCCCAGGCGUUCCUGGGCGCCGACAAGCCCAUCAAGAAGGCCGUGGUGACUGUCCCCGCCUACUUCAACGACAGCCAGCGCCAGGCCACCAAGGACGCCGGCACCAUCGCCGGCCUGGAGGUGCUGCGCAUCAUCAACGAGCCCACCGCGGCCGCCAUCGCGUACGGCCUGGACAAGAAGGCCGGCGGUGGCUCGGCCGGCGAAAAGAACGUGCUCAUCUUCGACCUCGGCGGCGGCACGUUUGAUGUGUCGCUGCUGUCCAUCGACGAUGGCAUCUUCGAGGUCAAGGCCACCGCCGGUGAUACCCACCUGGGCGGAGAGGACUUUGACAACAGGUGCGCGCACGCGCUCUGA
Molecule: messenger RNA, 750 nt
Organism: Monoraphidium neglectum
Lineage: Eukaryota; Viridiplantae; Chlorophyta; Chlorophyceae; Sphaeropleales; Selenastraceae
Product: heat shock 70kDa protein 1/8
Exons: 6
Coding region: 1-750 (249 amino acids)
Biological process (GO): cellular response to unfolded protein; protein refolding
Cellular component (GO): cytoplasm
Molecular function (GO): ATP-dependent protein folding chaperone; ATP hydrolysis activity; misfolded protein binding
Source: RefSeq, a predicted model, not a curated record